UGUACUCAAACGAGUUAUCAAAUACCUGAAUGACGAGCUAAAACUGGUAUUGUUAAAUGCGUUAUGCUCUCAUGGUUCAGAUGAAUGUGCUUUAUAUCUUCUGUGUGAGGGAGUAAAGCCUGACGAAAAUACACCAGUUUGCGCGAUGAAGGGUAAUUGUAUGAACGUGCUUAAGAAAAUGUUGAGUAGCCUAAAUGAUGGGACAAAACUAUCCUUGUUAAAUGAAGCAUGUGUUUGUCUUAAUGCGGAAUGUGUUUUGUAUUUCCUGUGUGAGAGAGUUAAACCUGACAAGGACACAUCAUGGUGGCCAUUGAUAAAACUGUGUGUAAAUAUUAAAACCGAUUCGGUUGUACUUAAAAUAUUCCUUACUUUCAUGAACGACGAAAUAAAACUCGACUUAUUAAAAAAUGCCUGUAUAUAUGGUGACGAAAAAUGUGUUACAUAUCUCCUGUGCGAAGGAGUCAAGCCUGACAAGGGCACAUCUUGGAUGAUGUGGGAAAUGUGUAUGAGAAAAGGCAAUAGUGGUCUAAAUUUACUGAAGAAAAUUUUUAUAUACCUAAAUGAUGAGGUAAAACUUGAAAUGUUGAAUAGUGCAUGUAAGCUGGGUUCAGAGGAUUUUGCUUUAUAUCUUCUUUGUGCGGGAGUCAAACCUGACAAAAACACGCCAUUGUGCGUGGCGGAGGGAGGAAGUGUGACUUUGCUUAUAGAAAUUGGUCUUAAUGACGAAAUUAAAAGUAAUGUUUUAAGUACAGCCUGUUAUUCUGGGUCAGUAGAAUGUGCUUUAUAUCUUUUAUGUGAGGGAGUUCAACCCCACAAAGACACACCAUGGUGGUCAUUGAUAACAGGAGGCGGUAGACAUGUUAAGGCAGAUGUGGAUGUACUGAAGAAAGUUUUGAGGUACAUGACUGUUGAAAUAAAACUGAACAUAUUGAAUAAAACAUGUGAUACUGGCUCAAAAGAAUUAGCUUUAUAUCUUCUGCGUGAGGGAGUCGAACCAAAGAAAGUCACGCCUUUGCGGUCAUUGAUUACAAGUGAUGUUAAUCAUGGUAAGGGAGAUGUCAAUGUACUUAAGAAAGUUGUUCAGUAUUUGAAUGAUGAUAUAGCACUUGACUUGUUGAAUAAAGCAUGCGAUUCUGGUUCAGAAGAGUGUGCACUUUAUCUACUCUCUGGGAAUGUAAAACCUGACAAACACACACCAUUUUGCGUGGCGAAGGGAGGAAGUCUGAAUGUUCUUAAAAAGGUCCUGGAUAAUGUGAAUGAUGAUAUCAAACUUCCUUUGCUAAAAAUAGCCUGUCGUUGUGCUUCCAAAGAGUGUGUUAUAUAUCUGCUCUCUCAAGGAGUGAAACCUGAUAUUGACACUCCAUUUACUUCAUUGAUUUAUAGAGACCCUCUAUCGAAGGAAUGUUUAGACUUACUUAAGACAAUUGUUAUAUACUUGAAUGAUGAGAUGAAACUUCAGUUGCUGAAUGACGCUUGUUAUCAUUCGGGAAAAUGUGCUUUAUAUCUUCUGGAUGAGGGUGUGAAACCUGAUAAAAACACACCGUUUCAUGCAGCUAAGGGAGGAUGUUUAAAUCUGCUCAAAAUAUGUGUGAAAGGUCUGAAAAGUGAUAUCAAACUUGCUGUGUUAAAUGAAGCAUGCUCGUCUGGUGCUACUGACUGUGUCUUUUAUCUGCUGUCGGAGGGAGUUAAGCCAGAUCAACAUACACCGUGGUGUUCAUUGUUUGCAAAAUGUAAUUGUUAUGGCAAGAGAGAUUUGGAUGCACUUGUGAACAUUUUAAUUUACUUGAAUGAAAACAUGAAAAUGGCUUUGUUGAAUACAUUAUGCCGUUCUGGUUCAGAAGAAUGUGCUUUGUAUCUUCUCCGUGAGGGAGUCACACCUAACAAGGACAUAGAUGUGUGGUCAUUGAUUACAGGAGGUGUUAGAUGGCGUUGUAAGGGAGAUGUUGAUAUACUGAAAAAAGUUGUUAAAUUCUUGAAUGAUGAGAUAAAACUUGACUUGUUAAAAGAAGCGUUUCUUUCUGGUUCAGGAGAAUGUGCUUUAUAUCUUCUGUGUGAGGGAGUUAAACUUGACAAGGACAUACUAUGGCGGUCAUUGAUUUCAAGAGGCAUUAGGUGUUACGUGGAUAUUGAGCUACUUAAAAAUGUUGUUAUUUACUUUGACGAUGAGAUAAAAAUGGACUUGUUACGUAAGACAUGUCAAUCUGGUUCAACUGAAUGUUUUUUUUACCUUCUACGUCAGGGAGUCGAACCUGAUAAUACCUUCCCAUUUUGGUCGUUGAUUACAAGAGGUCGUGAGGACGUUAAAGGAGAUGUAGAUAUACUUCAGAAAGUUGUUAUAUAUCUGAACGAUAUGGUAAAACAAGACUGCUUAAAUAAAGCAUGUCGAUCUGGUUCAGUAGAAUGUGCUUUAUAUCUUCUGUGUGAGGGAGUCCAAACUGACAAGGACACAGAUUGGUGGUCAUUGAUUACAAGAGGUCGUUUGUAUAACGUAGAUAUGGAUCUACUUAAAGAAGUUGCUAUUUACCUUGAUGAUGAGCUAAAACUUGGCUUGCUAAAUAAGGCAUGUCGCUGUGGUUCUGAAGAGUGUGCUUUAUAUUUCCUGAGACAGGGAAUCAAACCUGACAUGGACACAGAUUGGUGGUCAUUGAUCUCAAGACGAAUGUGUCCGUAAUGGAGAUGUAGAUGUACUUAGGUCUGUUGUUAUAUACUUGAAUAAUGAGACAAAACUUGCCUUGUUAAUACAGCAUGUUCGUUUGGGUCAAAAGAAUGUGCGUUAUAUCUUCUGAACGAGGGAGUCAAACCUGACCAGUACACACCAAUUUGCGUGGUUCAUAGAAGGAGUUUGGAUUUGCUUAAAAGAUUAAUGAUAUAUCUGGAUGAUGAGAAAAAGAUUGUUGCUUUAAACACAGCUUGUUGCCUUGGUUCAGAAGAAUGUGCUUUGUUUCUUCUAUCUAAUGGUGUCCAGCCUGAUAAGGACACGCCGUCCUGUGUUGUGGACGGGAAGAGUGUGAAUCUCCUUAAAAGGUUUGUGAAUGAUAUGGAUGAUGAAACAAAACAUGAACUGCUUAAUAAAGCAUGUCAUUUUGAAUCAAUAGAAUGUGCUAUACAUCUCGUACGUGAGGGAGUCAAACCUGACAAGGACACGCCAUUGUGGUCAUUGAUUAAAAAAUGUGAUGUGACGGACGAAUGUGGAUAUACUUCAGAAUAUCGUUAUGUAUUGCAAUGAUGAGAUGAAACUUUACUUGUUAAAAGAAGCGUGUGAGGCUGUUUCGGUAGAAUUUGCUUUAUAUCUCCUGUGCCAAGGGGUCAAACCUGACGAGGACACACCGUUGUGGAUAUUGAUUUAUAGACGUUCACAGGAGAGUAAGGGAGAUGUGGAUGUACUGAAGAAAGUUGUUAGAUACAUCAAUGAUGAGGAAAAACAAAAGUUGUUAAAUGAAGCAUGUCUUUUUGGUUCAAUAGAACAUGUUUUAUAUCUUCUAUGUGAGGGAGUCACACCUGACAAGGGCACACAAUGGUUGUCCUUGAUUACAAGAAGUGAAAGAAAAAUGGACACACUGGAGAAAGUUUUUACAUACUUAAAUGAUGAGAUAAAACUGACGUUGUUGAAUAAAGCGUUUGGUAGUUUUUGGGAAGAUUGGGAAAAUUGUGCUUUAUAUCUUCUUCGUGAGGGAGUUAAACCUGAAAAGAGCUCACCAUUGUGGUUAUUCAUUAAAAAAUGUUAUUUUGAUUUCGGUAAGGGAGAUGUGAAUGAACUUCAGAAAGUCUUUAUGUAUUGUAACGAUGAGAUUAAGCUUGACCUGCUGAACAAAUCAUGUGAUUCUUGUUCAGAAGAAUGUGCUUUAUAUCUUCUGUGUGAGGGAGUAAAACCUAACAAGGAUACACAAUUGUGGUCAUUGAUAACAAGACGUGUUAGGCGUGGUAAGGGAGUUGUUGGUAUUCUUAAGAAAGUUAUUAUAUACCUAAGUGAUGAGAUAAAAUUGGACUUGUUAUAUAAAUCAUGUGAUUCUGGUUCAGAAGAAUGUGCCAUAUAUAUUUUGUGUGAAGGAGUCAAACCUGACAAGGACACACCAUGGUGGUCAUUGAUUACAGGAGGUGAUUGGUAUUGUAAGGGAAAUGUAGACGUACUGAAGAAAGUUGUUAUAUACUUGGAUAGUGAGAUAAAAAUUGACUUGUUGAAAAGAGCACGCGAUUCUGAGUCAGAAGAAUGUGUUUUAUAUCUUGAGCAUGAAUGUUCAGCAGUGUCUAGUUCGAUUUGAAAAUAUUGGAAUGGAAUAGAUACCUUACUUGUUGAAUGAAGCAUUUAUUCAGAGGAAUAUCCUUGAUAUCUUUCGUGUGAAGGAUUCAAUCCUGACAACAAGAACCCAUCAUUGUAAUCAUUAAUUACACGAGGUGAUUGGUAUUGAGAUGUGAAUGUUGUAUCCUUGACCAAUGAGAUACAAAAAUGUAAAAAACAAAAAAAAACAAAAAAACAAAAACAAAAAAACAAAAACAAACAAAAAAACACACGAAAAUAACAAGCCUUCUUUGUGAGAGAUUCGAACCUGAUAAUGACGUAGACUGUUGGUCAUUGAUUACAAGAGAUGAUUAAUAUGGUAAGGGAGAUGUGAAUCUCCCUAAGAAAGUUAUUAACCAGAAUGAUGAAUAAACUUUGACUUGUUAAAUAAAGCAUUUACUUAUUGCCAGGGGUUUAUGGAUGUACUUGGGAAACAUACACCAUAAAUACAUAUAUAUAUGUUGCGCUAUUUUCAAAUAUAUAUUUUCUUCCACGAGGACACUAUUCUUUGUUUUACUAUAUAUAUUUAUAUAUAUAUAUAUAUAUUGUCCCGGCUACCCGCUGUUUAGGCCGAGAUUUGCGGUACGAAAUGAACCUACCACGUAGAAAAACAAAAACAUUCAUUUCAUAGCACGCGCUGCCAUCACAUCAAUUAAACUCGCGAUGCUAUUCUGUUAAACCUUUUAGUUAUAUUAUUUAUUUACUUACUUACUUUUACCAUCUGUACACUAACUAAGAUGUUUUCUGAUUAAUUAUAAUAGGCCCUCGGCGAAUUAAUUAUUGACCGAAGGGAUCUUUUUCACAACAUAACGAAUAUCUAUUAUUUAUACCCACUUUAUUUAUGUAACUGUUCAAUGUUCUAUGUCUAUAUGAUGUGAUCGUAUGUAAUUUACCUGUGUCUUGAUAAAGGGGCAGAUUGUCUCUAAAAAGUCGACAAAUUACUUGUCUGUACUGUCGUUAUUACUACUUGACAAAUUAUAUAUAUAUACUUUCUGACGCUUUUACAGCUCUUGCUGCUCUUCAGGAUGUUUUAUAAAGUUUUGCCAUUUUUAACAUGUUCAGUGUUCGUGACCGAUUCAAUGUAGUAUAUUUAUAUCAACUACAUUCAUCUGAUACUUGUUUAUCGGAGAUAAAAGAGGACCAGCUAAUGGAAACAUUAAAAACAUAGUCUCAAUAGACCACAGUAAAAUUUGCGCAAUUUUAUAAACUUGUUUUGUGAACGAAUGUACAUUCGUACAGCGGUGGUCGGCCCGAUAUCCUGACAUGAUCAUAGUUGAAGUCGUAUAUUAGAUGAUAUGUGUUAUAUAUUUUAUUUUAUUGUUUUUUCAUAAACAUACCUGUGAUAAUUUCUAUUGUUUGUAAACAAUUCUUAAAUGAUGUUACUAUAUGCCGAGAUACCAAUCAUAUUACAUCCAGUUUGCAUUAAAAAGCAAUGUGAAAAUAAUUUAUCAAUUCAAAUCGUAAUGUAAGAUUUGAUUUCAUGUAUAGAAUGAAGAGUUGUUGCAAAAUAUACAUGUGUAUUUGCUCCAUAUGUCAUAUAUGUACGUACAUGCAAUAACAUGCUGGAGAGUUUGUUGACAAAAUAAAACUUAAGAUGAUUAAAAUGAUUAAAACUAUCAUCGUGUAUUACAGAAAUAUUGCUAUUGUGUUACUUAGAUAGGUGCCGUCACUAUGAAACAAACUGACGAGAAAGAAGUUCAUAAAAUCAAAUCAUUGUUAUUGUACAUGGACGUUAAUAGAUAGCAAUGAUGACGUACUGGAAUGAUGUAGAUCUGUUUGAUAGUAUUUACAAACAGAAGAAACACCUGAUAGUGUCAUUUAUUUAUUUUGUUUCUACCACAAAUGACAUCACAUGAUGUAUUGGUUAUUGUAUAUCUAGUUUUUGUGUACUAUUAUGAUAUAUAUUUAUGUAUUGCAUUUGGUACACGUGUUUGGUCUUUUAUUACUUUAACUGUUUCUCUAAUGAAAAAAAACCCCUAUAUAAAUGUUGUAUUGUAUACUACAUUGUAUAUUUGCACGCGUUAAGUAUGUAAUAUACAUGUACAUUCAUGUAUAUGGAAAUAACAUUGCUAAUUUUAUGUAGCCCAAGAUAAACUUGACAUAUGUAAGCAUUGUUAUUGUGCGUGGACGUUUAUAAAAUGGCAAUGCUGCUAGUAAUAGGCUGGUGUACACAUGUUUGAUUAAAUUUGCAAACAGAAGAAACAUGUGACAGCUAUUAAUAGUAUGGCUGAUUUACAUUGUUCUACUACAGUUAAAGAUUGAUUGGAUGCACUUAGUGUAUGUCAAUACAUGCUUUAAAUAUUAGCAAAAGUGUUUCUAUGUCAAUAAAAUAUUUGAUUCAAAUUUAAA
Molecule: messenger RNA, 6625 nt
Organism: Pecten maximus
Lineage: Eukaryota; Metazoa; Mollusca; Bivalvia; Pectinida; Pectinidae
Exons: 2
Coding region: 146-2671 (841 amino acids)
Molecular function (GO): protein binding
Source: RefSeq, a predicted model, not a curated record